GGAAGUAGCUGUCGCGCUCUUUUUCCGUCCCGGAGCGCUUCGGCCGACAGCCCGCAGGACGGCUCCUAAAGGGGUCUCGGCGGACACGUGACGGCAGCGUGGGGACACUGAAAAUAAAGCAGCGGGGUCACAGAAGUGUAGCGACCCGACCCCUCUCUCCCGCCCCUUUAUGCUUGGUUGGAGGCUGCUGGCUCAGGCCGGCGCCCAGGUCCUGGGCCGCGGCGCAGGGUGUCUGGGUGCUGCUCAGAGCUCGGGGAACAGAACAGAUAUCUGGCUUUUGAUUAGAAGUCUCCAUGGCAAGAUUGGUGGUACUUGGUGGGAUGAGCAUCUUUCUGAAGAAAAUGUCACAUUUGUUAAGCAGUUGGCCUCCGAUGAAAAUAAAGCCCAGUUAGCAAGCAAACUGUGUCCUCUGAAAGAUGAACCGUGGCCUAUACAUCCUUGGGAACCAGGUUCCUCUAGAGUAGGCCUUGUCGCAGUGAAACUAGGCAUGAUGCCUUUAUGGACCAAAGAUGGUAAAAAGCACGUAGUCACAUUACUUCAGGUACAAGACUGUCAUGUUCUAAAAUAUACUCCAAAGGAAAACAAUAAUGGAAAAAUGGCAGCCCUAACUGUAGGAGGAAAAACUGUGUCCCGUUUCCAUAAAUCUGCAUCUAUAUUGGAAUUUUACCAAGAACUUGGAUUGCCACCAAAACAGAAAGUUAAAAUCUUUCACAUAACAGAUAAUGCUGUAAUUAAGCCAGGUACUCCUCUUUAUGCUGCUCACUUUCGCCCAGGACAGUAUGUGGAUGUCACAGCCAAAACUAUUGGUAAAGGUUUUCAAGGCGUCAUGAAAAGAUGGGGAUUUAAAGGCCAGCCUGCUACUCAUGGUCAAACAAAAACUCACAGGCGACCUGGAGCUAUUUCAACUGGUGAUGUUGCCAGAGUCUGGCCUGGAACUAAAAUGCCUGGAAAAAUGGGAAACGUAGAUAGGACAGCAUUUGGACUGAAAGUGUGGAGAAUAAACACAAAGCAUAAUAUAAUCUAUGUAAAUGGCUCUGUACCUGGACAUAAAAAUUGCUUAGUAAAGAUCAAAGAUUCUAAAUUACCUGCAUAUAAGGAUUUCUGUAAAAAUCUACCAUUCCCUACAUAUUUUCCUGAUGGAGAUGAAGAAGGACUACCAGAAAAUUUGUACGAUGCAAAUGUGUGUCAACCCAAUGCACCUUCUAUUACAUUUGCCUAACCUCACUGGACAUGGAAGAACUUCAUAUUUUGUGAGCUUUGAUGAGACAGAACAGUAAUAUAAUCAGGAGUUAUAUUUUGCUUUCUUAGUCACAGUAGUAUCACAUUUGUCAUGGUUGUCAAGGGCAUAAAUAUAUCAUUUAUUCCCCAACUGAAUUUUGUUUAAAAAAUUACCACAUUAAACAAAUCAGUUAAGUAGAUUGCAUAUGCCAAAUUUAAAUGGACUGAAAGUUUGCAAAUUAGCAAAAUCUUAUUAACUUAUGGGCUUCAUUCUUUCUUUACUACGUAUUUUUCAAAUUAUCUUAAGAUGUUUAUAAAUUUAACUUCUUUUAUUAAAGAUCUGUCUGUCUUUGUUGUGGAACAGUGGCAAACCAUAUAGGGACUAUGGUGUAACCUAUUUAGAUAAUAAAAACCACUUCAUAAAAUUCAUUUUUAUCAUUCUUCUAUAUUUUGCAGCCCUAAAGAGAGAGAGGAAGUGAGAUUUUUAUUAAAAUUACAGAGACAUAGAUGUCAUAGUUAAAGGCCUCGCAAAUACAAUAAAAUCAUGAAUUAUG
Pteropus alecto (black flying fox) is the source of this 1772-nucleotide messenger RNA. RefSeq names its product mitochondrial ribosomal protein L3 (gene MRPL3). Gene Ontology annotation, biological process: translation. The coding region runs from base 170 to 1219 and encodes 349 amino acids. Gene Ontology annotation, molecular function: structural constituent of ribosome. Gene Ontology annotation, cellular component: mitochondrial large ribosomal subunit; ribosome. The record is from RefSeq and is a predicted model, not a curated record. The transcript has 10 exons. Lineage: Eukaryota; Metazoa; Chordata; Mammalia; Chiroptera; Pteropodidae.